AUAGCGAUUCAGAAUACUUUCAAAUAGAAGGAAUAUUCUUCCGGUCAGCUGGAGGGAGAUUCGUGCAUGGAGAACCCGUCGUCUGGGCCGAGGGCGGCCAGCAGUGGCAACCAGUACAAAGGGGUUCGGAUGAGGAAGUGGGGGAAGUGGGUGGCCGAGGUGCGGCUGCCCAACAGCAGGGAGAGGAUCUGGCUGGGGUCCUACGACACCGCCGAGAAGGCGGCACGGGCCUACGAUGCCGCCUCGUAUUGCCUCCGCGGCACCACGGCGGCGCUCAACUUCCCCGCCGACCCGCCCAACAUUCGAUCACCAGGCCGACUCACAAGAGACGAGAUCCGGGCGGCGGCCACCAGGCACGCGUACGAGGCUCCUCGAGUCGAGCCGCAGGGUGAUGCGGGGUCGAGCUACGCGAGGCAGGCGGCGGCGGCGGAGGAUCAUGUGGUGGUGCAAACGUCGACGUCGAUGCCGCGGGAGUUGCUUUCGCCGCAGAUUUAUUACUUGCCGGCGAGGUGCGACGACGUCACAGGUACUGGCAGUCAUGGUGGUGGUGGUGGUGGCAGCGACGAUGAUGACAACAAUGACGAUGGUGGAAAUGAAGAUACGUAUCGACCAUUCCGUCUUUGGAGCUUUGACGGAGAGUUUGAUUAAGAGAAUUAAAAUGAUUGGGUCGUCCCCAUGAUUUUUUCAUGGGAAUGCGAAUGAGCCAAAAUGGUUCGACCUAAUUCUCAGGGCAUGGGUAUUGUGAGGGCAUGUGAUCUGGGUUUUAAACGUUUUUAAAACUGUGGGCGGCUGCUGGAUGUUGCAACCUACGGAAGUGCUGAAAAAUGAGCUUUUUGGAGUAUGUUGGAAUAAUGUUCGAAAAGGUUGCUGGCAAUUGAGCUGACAAAACUUUUCAAGAAGCUGCCGCGAAAAGAAGUAAGGGUGCACGUUGUGCUCCAAACAAUGUACGAGUCCUUUACUCACCGAAAAAAAAAAAAAAAGGGAGUGAGUCAUAUAUAAUGUAAUAAAAGAUGUUGAGUAGUGUAAAAGUGAUAUAAUGAAUAUUUUGUUUGAUAGACGCUGACCUUCGGUCUCAGCUUUGGUAGAAUUGCGCAUGCACCCGGUGAAUUUCUUGAAUUUUUGAAGAAAAAUAGAACAAAAAAUCUUCCGUGGCACGCCAAAGAGAGAUGCACGGUGUAUAACAUGAAUUAUCAGACAUAAGAAUAGUUCA
Elaeis guineensis (African oil palm) is the source of this 1210-nucleotide messenger RNA. RefSeq lists its product as uncharacterized. The record is from RefSeq and is a predicted model, not a curated record. Gene Ontology annotation, molecular function: DNA binding; DNA-binding transcription factor activity. Gene Ontology annotation, biological process: regulation of DNA-templated transcription. Lineage: Eukaryota; Viridiplantae; Streptophyta; Magnoliopsida; Arecales; Arecaceae.